Molecule: messenger RNA, 2508 nt
Organism: Scheffersomyces amazonensis
Lineage: Eukaryota; Fungi; Ascomycota; Pichiomycetes; Serinales; Debaryomycetaceae
Gene: LEU1
Product: 3-isopropylmalate dehydratase
Exons: 1
Coding region: 62-2389 (775 amino acids)
Biological process (GO): L-leucine biosynthetic process
Cellular component (GO): 3-isopropylmalate dehydratase complex
Molecular function (GO): 4 iron, 4 sulfur cluster binding; 3-isopropylmalate dehydratase activity
Source: RefSeq, a predicted model, not a curated record
CGGAAGUUAACAAAAAUAACUAUUACUUCUUUGACUAUAUAUAUAAUAAUAAACAUUAAUUAUGGUAGCUUCAAAUCCAAAAACCUUAUACGAUAAGGUAUUCGAAGAUCAUAUUGUUCAUAAGGAUGAAUCUGGAUCAUACUUAUUAUAUAUUGAUAGACAUUUAGUUCAUGAAGUAACAUCUCCACAAGCUUUUGAAGGUUUAAAAAAUGCUGGUAGAAUAGUUAGAAGAAAAGAUUGUACAUUAGCUACAGUUGAUCAUAAUAUUCCAACUGUUUCUCGUAAAACUUUUAAAAAUGUUAGUACAUUUAUAGAUCAAGAUGAUUCAAGAUUACAAGUUGAAACUUUAGAACAAAAUGUUAAAGAUUUUGAUGUUACUUAUUUUGGUAUGGAUGAUGGUAGACAAGGGAUUGUUCAUGUUAUUGGUCCUGAACAAGGUUUUACUUUACCUGGUACAACUGUUGUUUGUGGUGAUUCUCAUACUUCAACUCAUGGAGCUUUUGGUUCUUUAGCUUUUGGUAUUGGUACUUCUGAAGUUGAACAUGUUUUAGCUACUCAAACUAUUAUUCAAGCAAAAUCAAAAAAUAUGAGAAUUACAAUCGAUGGUGAUUUAUCUGAAGGUAUAACUUCUAAAGAUUUAGUUUUACAUGUUAUUGGUGUAAUUGGUACUGCUGGUGGUACUGGUUGUGUCAUUGAAUUUGCUGGUAAAGCUAUUGAAAACUUAUCUAUGGAAGCUAGAAUGUCUAUAUGUAAUAUGUCUAUUGAAGGUGGUGCACGUGCUGGUAUGAUUAAACCAGAUCAAACUACUUUUGAUUAUAUUAAAGGAAGACCUUUAGCUCCUAAAGGUGCUGAAUGGGAUAAAGCACUUGCAUAUUGGAAAACUUUACAUUCUGAUGAAGGUGCUUAUUUUGAUUAUGAUAUUAAAAUUGCUGCUUCUGAUAUUGUUCCUACUAUAACUUGGGGUAAUUCUCCUCAAGAUGCUUUACCAAUUUCUGCUAGAGUUCCUGAUCCUGCAAAUGUUAGUGAUCCAAUUAAAAAAGCUGGUAUGGAAAGAGCUUUAAAAUAUCAAGGUUUAACUCCAAAUAUUAAAUUAGUUGAUAUUAAGAUUGAUAAAGCUUUUAUUGGUUCAUGUACCAACUCUCGUAUUGAAGAUUUGAGAGCUGCAGCUAAAGUUGCUAGAGGUCAUAAGAAGGCUGAUAAUGUUAAGUUGGUCUUAGUUGUUCCAGGUUCUGGUUUAAUUAAAGCUCAAGCUGAAAAGGAAGGUUUAGAUAAAAUCUUUGAAGCUGCUGGAUUUUCCUGGAGAGAAGCUGGUUGUUCUAUGUGUUUAGGUAUGAAUCCUGAUAUCCUUGAUCCAGAAGAAAGAUGUGCUUCAACUUCUAAUAGAAAUUUCGAAGGUCGUCAAGGUGCACGUUCUAGAACUCAUUUAAUGUCUCCUGCUAUGGCUGCUGCUGCUGCUAUUAAAGGUCAUUUCACUGAUAUUCGUGAUUAUGAUUAUGUGAAUCAUGAUGAACCAGCUGUACAUAUUGAAAAUGAAGAAGAAGAUAAAGCAUUACAAGAUGCUGUUUAUGAACAUGAAAAGGAAAUCAUUGAAGAUACCCCUGGUACUGAAGCUGAACGUCUUAAUGAUAUUCCAAAAUCAAGUGAACCAGCAAGUAAAAAAUCUAAGGUUGAUAGUACAGCUGGUGGUAUGGAUGCUUUCACAGUUCUUACUGGUAUAACUGCUCCAUUAGAAAAGGCUAAUGUUGAUACUGAUGCUAUUAUUCCAAAACAAUUCUUAAAGACUAUUAAAAGAACUGGUUUAAAGUCUGGUUUAUUUUAUGAAGCUAGAUAUACUAAGGACCCAGAAACUGGUAAAGAUGUUGAAACUGAUUUCAUUUUAAAUGUUGGUCAAUAUAGAAAGGCAGAAAUCUUACUUGUUACUGGUGAUAACUUUGGAUGUGGUUCUUCAAGAGAACAUGCUCCAUGGGCUCUUAAGGAUUUUGGUAUCAAAUGUAUGAUUGCUCCAUCAUUUGGUGAUAUCUUUUACAAUAACUCUUGUAAGAAUGGUUUAUUACCAAUCAGACUUCCUCAAGAAGUCAUUGCUGAUAAGUUAUACCCUGUUGUCAAAGCUGGCUAUCAAUUAACUGUUGAUUUACCUAAACAAGAAAUCAGACAUGGUGAAACUGAUGAAGUUUUAGUAGAUAAUUUUGAAAUUGAAGAAUUCAGAAAACAUUGUUUAGUUAAUGGUUUAGAUGAUAUCGGAUUAACUUUACAAAAGGAAGAAUUUAUUCAAAAGUAUGAAGCUAUCAGAAGGGAUAAAUUUUCAUUCUUAGAAGGUGGUUCUAAAUUAAUUAAACCUGUUAAAGGAGCUAAGAAAUCUGUAUAUGGUCUUAAAGCUCAAGAAUGGUAAGAUAUACAUUACGUUAAUUGCUAUAAAUAUUUAUAUAAAAUUUUAUGUACGUUUUAAUGACAAAUCUAAUCUAAAUUUUUUACAUCAGGUACUAAGAAGCACUUAAGGAACCAAUCUUU